AUCUUUUAACCAUGUUUGUACUUUCAAAAGCUUUAUUCUUUGUCUUUGCUGCCUUUCUUGGUAGCACUGUUUUAGCAGCACCUGGCUCUGGAAAAAAUGCAUGCAAAAACAUGCAUACGGAUUUUACGGAAGGGCUUGGUGAUAACUGGCAUGAAGAAACAGGGUCAUCGGCUGGCUGGAAGAUCACAAAUGAAGGCCUGGUCAUGAGUCUCUCAAAACCUGAUGGUGUGGUGAGAAAAGUGGAUGUGAAGAGUGGCAAUCUUCCCUACAACAACUAUGUGUCGAACACCUCUCCUACCUUUGUAUCUGAGUAUUUAAUACAUUAUGGUAAAGUUACUUUUGAAUUGAAAACUGCUGGUACACCAGGUGCUGUUACUGCAGCCAUCUUAAUGGCGCCUACAGGAGGAGAUGAGAUUGAUUUCGAAAUGUUGGGUGGUGGUACAGACAACAUUCAAAGUAACUUUUUCUAUGGUCCUGUUCCUAUCUAUAACGCAAAUAGUCAAAGCACCACGAUUGGAGAUGCUUCUAGUGCAUUUCACUCGUAUACAAUUGAAUGGUCUCCUCAAAAGAUCCAAUUCUAUAUUGAUGGAACCUUGAUCCGUAGUUCUACAAACCAGUACAGUUGUCAAAGUGGAGGCGAAUGUGAAUUCCCUGUUUAUCCUUCUGCUGUUAAGUUUGGUAUUUGGGAUGCUAGUAAUCCUGCUGGUACAGCGCAAUGGGCAAGAGGGCCUAUCGAUUGGGAUUCGGCUCGCUCUAUCUCUGCCACUGUAAAAUCUGUUACAAUCGAAUGCAAUCCUAACUAUAAUCAAAUUCUCUAAUAAAAAGAAAGAGAGAGAGAGAGAG
This is a messenger RNA of Gilbertella persicaria, 843 nucleotides long. Its product is annotated as concanavalin A-like lectin/glucanase domain-containing protein. Bases 12 to 818 code for a protein of 268 amino acids. Gene Ontology annotation, molecular function: glycosyltransferase activity; hydrolase activity, hydrolyzing O-glycosyl compounds. Gene Ontology annotation, cellular component: fungal-type cell wall. Lineage: Eukaryota; Fungi; Mucoromycota; Mucoromycetes; Mucorales; Choanephoraceae. The record is from RefSeq and is a predicted model, not a curated record. Gene Ontology annotation, biological process: fungal-type cell wall organization; carbohydrate metabolic process. The transcript is spliced from 6 exons.